CAGCUGGCUGCCUGCCUCUGCGGGCCGGGCCGUGCCUGCCCCAGACCCUAUAAGGCCUGGUAGCCGAGAGCAGAGCCGGCUGCCAGCCGUGCCUCCUGUGGCUCCGAGGGGCCCUCACUCACUCCAGCUGCUUAGGGUAUCAUCACCAUGUCUGCCCCAGACAAAGGAGGCCGGGAUCCUCCCAAACCCAAGGGCAAGACCCUGGGGAGCUUCUUCGGGUCUCUGCCUGGCUUCAGUUCUGCACGGAACCUGAUGGCCGGCGCCCACAGUUCAGCGAAAGAGGCCCGGCCCGUCGCAGAUCCCACAGGUGCCUCUGCCCAGCCCCAGACUGAGGCAGUCACCAACCUGGACCCGACGGAGUGCGGGGAGAAGCUGCUGCCGCCUUCGGAUAAGAUGAUCUCUGGGGCAAAGGACCUGGUGUGCUCUAAGAUGACCAAGACCAAGGGUGCCAUCUCCUCCGGUAUGGCCAACAUGGUGGACACAGCUAAAGGUGUGGUGCAGGGAGGCCUAGACAUGACCCGGUCUGCACUCAUGGGCACCAAGGAGACUGUGGCCACUGGGGUCACAGGUGCAGUGGAUGUGGCCAAGGGUACUGUCCAGACUGGCCUGGAUACCACCAAGACUGUCCUAACAGGCACCAAGGACACUGUAUGCAGUGGCAUGACAGGUGCCGUGAAUGUGGCCAAAGGAGCUGUCCAGACUGGCAUGGACACCACCAAGACCAUCAUCACAGGCACCAAAGAUGCAGUGUCCACUGGGGUGACAGGGGCAGCAAACAUGGCCAAGGGAGCUGUGCAAACUGGGAUCAACACGACCCAAAACAUUGUCACAGGCACCAAGGACACUGUGUGCAGUGGGGUGACUGGUGCCAUGAACGUGGCCAAAGGAGCUGUCCAGACUGGCAUGGACACUACCAAGACCGUCCUGACUGGCACCAAGGAUACAGUGUCCACUGGGCUCACUGGGGCAGUCAACAUGGCCAAGGGCACCAUCCAGACUGGCCUGGACACCACCAAGACUGUUGUGACAGGUACCAAGGACACCAUGUGCAGUGGAGUGACCAGUGCCAUGAAUGUGGCCAAAGGAGCUGUCCAAGGAGGUAUGGACACCUCAAAGACUGUCCUCAUGGGCACCAAAGAUGCAGUGUCCACGGGGAUGACAGGGGCAGUGAACAUGGCCAAGGGCACCAUUCAGACUGGCAUGGACACCACCAAGACUGUCCUGACGGGCACCAAGGAUGCAGUGUCCACUGGGCUCACUGGGGCAGUCAACAUGGCCAAGGGCACCGUGCAGACUGGCCUGGACACCACCAAGACCGUCCUCACGGGCACCAAGGACACCGUGUGCAGUGGGGUGACCGGUGCCAUGAAUGUGGCCAAAGGAGCUGUCCAGACUGGCAUGGACACCACCAAAUCUGUCCUGACGGGCACCAAGGAUACAGUGUCCACUGGGCUCACUGGGGCAGUCAAUAUGGCCAAGGGCACCGUCCAGACUGGCCUGGACACCUCAAAGACCAUCCUGACUGGCACCAAGGACACCAUAUGCAGUGGCAUGACUGGUGCCAUGAACGUGGCCAAGGGCACCGUCCAGACUGGCCUGGACACCUCAAAGACUGUCCUGACUGGCACCAAAGACACCCUAUCUACUGGGCUCACAGGCGCACUGGGUGUGGCCAAGGGCACUGUUCAGACUGGCCUGGACACCACCAAGACCGUCCUCACAGGCACCAAAGACACUGUGUCCACAGGGCUCACAGGUGCAGUGGGUGUGGCCAAGGGCACUGUCCAGACUGGUCUAAACACCACCAAGACUGUCCUGACGGGCACCAAGGACACUGUGUGCAGUGGGAUGACCGGUGCCAUGAAUGUGGCCAAAGGGGCUGUCCAAGGAGGUCUGGACACCUCAAAAACCAUCCUGACUGGAACCAAAGAUGCAGUGUCCACUGGGGUGACAGGGGCAGCAAACAUGGCCAAGGGAGCUGUGCAAACUGGGAUCAACACGACCCAAAACAUCGUCACAGGCACCAAGGACACCGUAUACAGUGGGGUGACCGGUGCCAUGAACGUGGCCAAAGGAGCUGUCCAGACUGGCAUGGACACCACCAAGACCGUCCUGACUGGCACCAAGGAUACAGUGUCCACUGGGCUCACUGGGGCAGUCAACAUGGCCAAGGGCACCGUGCAGACUGGCCUGAACACCUCAAAGACUGUCCUGACUGGCACCAAAGACACCCUAUCUACUGGGCUCACAGGCGCACUGGGUGUGGCCAAGGGUACUGUUCAGACUGGCCUGGACACCACCAAGACCGUCCUCACGGGCACCAAGGACACCGUGUGCAGUGGGAUGACUGGUGCCAUGAACGUGGCCAAAGGAGCUGUCCAGACUGGCAUGGACACCACCAAGACUGUCCUCACGGGCACCAAAGAUGCAGUGUCCACUGGGCUCACUGGGGCAGUCAACAUGGCCAAGGGCACCGUGCAGACUGGCCUGGACACCUCAAAGACUGUCCUGACUGGCACCAAAGACACCCUAUCUACUGGGCUCACAGGCGCACUGGGUGUGGCCAAGGGUACUGUUCAGACUGGCCUGGACACCACCAAGACCGUCCUCACGGGCACCAAGGACACCGUGUGCAGUGGGAUGACUGGGGCAGCAAACAUGGCCAAGGGAGCCCUGCAAACUGGGCUCAAUACGACCCAAAACAUCGUCACAGGCACCAAGGACACUGUGUGCAGUGGGGUGACCAGUGCCAUGAACGUGGCCAAAGGAGCUGUCCAGACUGGCAUGGACACCACCAAGACUGUCCUGACGGGCACCAAAGAUGCAGUGUCCACUGGGCUCACUGGGGCAGUCAACAUGUCCAAGGGCACCGUGCAGACUGGCCUGGACACCACCAAGACCGUCCUCACGGGCACCAAGGACACCAUGUGCAGUGGGAUGACCGGUGCCGUGAAUGUGGCCAAAGGAGCUGUCCAGACUGGCAUGGACACCACCAAGACUGUCCUCACAGGCACCAAAGAUGCAGUGUCCACUGGGCUCACUGGGGCAGUCAACAUGGCCAAGGGCACCGUGCAGACUGGCCUGGACACCUCAAAGACUGUCCUGACUGGCACCAAAGACACCCUAUCUACUGGGCUCACAGGCGCACUGGGUGUAGCCAAGGGCACUGUUCAGACUGGCCUGGACACCACCAAGACUGUCCUGACAGGCACCAAGGACACCGUGUGCAGUGGGAUGACUGGUGCCGUGAAUGUGGCCAAAGGAGCUGUCCAAGGAGGUCUGGACACCUCAAAGACCGUCCUGACUGGCACCAAAGAUGCAGUGUCCACUGGGGUGACAGGGGCAGCAAACAUGGCCAAGGGAACCCUGCAAACUGGGCUCAGUACAACCCAAAACAUCAUCACAGGCACCAAGGACACCAUGUGCAGUGGGGUGACCGGUGCCAUGAACGUGGUCGAAGGAGCUGUCCAGACUGGCAUGGACACAUCAAAGGCCCUCCUGACUGGCACCAAAGACACUGUGUCCACAGGACUCACAGGUGCAGUGGGUGUGGCCAAGGGCACUGUCCAGACUGGUCUGAACACCACCAAGACUGUCCUGACAGGCACCAAGGACACUGUGUGCAGUGGGGUGACCGGUGCCAUGAAUGUGGCCAAAGGAGCUGUCCAGACUGGCAUGGACACCACCAAGACUGUCCUGACUAGCACCAAGGAUACAGUGUCCACUGGGCUCACUGGGGCAGUCAACAUAGCCAAGGGCACCGUCCAGACUGGCCUGGACACCACUAAGACCGUCCUGACGGGCACCAAGGACACCGUGUGCAGUGGUGUGACUGGUGCCAUGAAUGUCGCCAAAGGAGCUGCCCACACUGGCAUGGACACAUCAAAGGCCAUUCUGACUGGCACCAAAGAUGCAGUGUCCACUGGGCUCACCGGUGCAGGGAGUGUGGCCAAAGAGGCAGUGCAAACCGUCCAGAAUUGGUUCCCCGGUACCCAGGACAGUGUCUGGAGUGGACUCACCAGUUACAGAGCCGCAGGCAAUGGUGGGGAACAGGCCAUCCUGAGACCCCAGGAGGCUCUGUCCUCUGGGUUAUCCAGUGCCCCAGACACUCUCUGCACAAGUCUGGACCUUGCCAGGGAAGCCACUGCUGUGGCAACAGGCACCCACAGGGCCCCCCUGGGCAGGGAGAAUGCAGGACACGAAGGAGCCAUGAGCUUCGCGACUCUGCGGGACGAGCUGGGGGAGCUGGGGGAGAUCUUCUGUCCCAUGGAUGCCGAGGAGCAAGCUCAGCUUGCUGCCUCCGAACCUGGGCCAAAGGUGCUCACGGCUGACCGUGGCAGCUACUUCGUGCGUCUGGGCGACCUGGCUCCCCGCUUCCGGCAGCGGGCGUUCGAGCACGGCCUGAGCCACCUGCAGCACGGCCAGUUCCAGGCCCGGGCUGCGCUGGCCCAGCUGGAGGAGUCCUUCGAGCUGAUUGAGAAAGCCAAGCAGGCUCCAGAAGGCCAGUCAUGGGUGGACCAGGGGCUGAGCAGCAGAGUGGAGGAAGGUGCUCCGCAAGAGGUGCUGGACUCCAGGGCUCUGUCCAGGGCCUGCGGCCUCAUCCAGCAGCUGCACGUGGCCUACAGCACCCUGGCCUCCAGCCUCCAGGGCCUCCCCUCUGAGCUCCAGCAGCAGGUUGGGCGGGCACGCCACGGCCUCUGUGAGCUCUAUGGCCUCGUCUCCUCGGCCGGUUCCGUGGGAGAGCUGCCGGCAGAGCGCCUGGCCCAGAGCCGCGGGGCGGUGGGCCAAGCCUGGCGGGAGCUGGAGCAGAUGCUGGAGAGUGUGCAGCACGGCCCGCCGCUCUGCUGGCUCGUGGGGCCCUUUGCCCUGCACCCCACUGGGCAGCAGCUGUAGGUCCCUCCUGCCCACAGAGCCCUCUGUAGAGCCUUCUCCCCAGCCCCAAACCAGCUCCAACUCCCCGAAGGUCUAGACUCUGCCAGCUGGUGCUGCUUGGCACCCACGGGGGCACGGAGGACUUUUGAGUCUGGCCAUGCCACGCACCCAGCUCUGGCCCCGCCUAUGCCGUCCACCCUUUCUUCCCAAGCACCGCUGGGCCUUCUCCUGGCCUAGGCGCCCCGGGCUGCGCAGACGGCUGACAGAGGGCCUUCCCCUGACAGUCUCAAGCAAGCCCUCCAAUUAGGAGGAGAAGUGGAAACAUCCCUAGAUCUAGAAGGUUCUCCACUCAGCAGCCUCCACUAGGCGCCCCUUUAUCUCUGGGGCACCCCAACCUGGGUCUUUUAGCUACCGGUGUAGCUGGUGCUCCUCUACCCUGGGCUCCCAGAGCCCCGUCCUCACUCCAGAAGCACACACCCGGCCCUCAGCAAACCGAGUUCCAUGUACCAGAAGGAACCAGAAUGCUACUGUCACCUGCACAGGCUCCUACCGCCUCUGCUGACGUCCAGUGCGGCCAAGGGGCUCUGAGAGGGUGAAGCCGCAGCAGCCGCAACAGCCGCGCUGGCCCAGAUGGGGGACCGGACUGGGCCUCGGCUCACCCCCAGAGCUGAUGUUUUGUGGUUCCCAAGGCCCUGGGCUGAGGAAGAAGUGAGAGGGUUCCCCCGUGGGGGAUGGGGCCCUGGGGGUAUAUGACAAAAUGUGCUCAACGCGGUCCCACGCCCACCCCAGGCUGGAGAACAGGGGCCAGGAAGCAUGCAGGGUCCCCUCCUUCCCGGCCACACUGUCCCUAAAUGCCCAGGGCAGCCACGCAAGGUGGGUGGCAUGUGGGGAAGCUGAGGCUCCCCUUCACUGGGCCUCCCCUGUCCUCCAGCUGGGGGGAGCCCAGCCAAGCAAGCCCCCGCUUCCCAGAACCUGUAUCCCACCUACAACCCCCCAUCGGGCUCCCUCCCUCCCUCAAGGAAGGCUUGAGGCGCCCUCAUACCAGCCCCUUCUCAGAAACAAUGGGGUGUUCCAAGCUCAGGACACGAGGCCAGCCUUCCCCAAAGGGUCACUGUUGGCUCCCAGCCAUGGUGAGACCUGUGUGACGGGUCAGGAAGCCCCUUGGGCCUGUCCCUCCUCAGUCUCCGUCACAGGCAGAGGCGCUGGGCGCAGAGCCAUUCGUGCAAACUGAGCCGUCGCUGGAGCUUCAACCCAGCCAGCACACACGGAGGGACGCCAGGCUCUGAAGUCCCACACCCACCACGGCCUUGGCUGAGACGGAGGCACCUGACCGGGGCGGGGCGGACACACAGUGGACGCCACUGCUGAUGCAGGUGCCUGGCCCGGGACUGCACACACUGUCCAAAUCCCUGUGCCGGCCCUGGGAGCCUGGGGUCACUUUACAGGUGAGGAACGAGAAGCCCAGAGCGGGAGGGACACUUGUCCAAGGUCACAGAACAAGGCCUGCCCCCCAACGCUUACACCCUCUGAACAUCAAGGACAAUGGCUAGCCCAUAGCAACUCCCGAACCCUGAAUGGCUUCAGCGCCCCAAGCGGCUGCUGCGGGGGACCCAGGUCUCACCGGCAGCCCGGCUAGGAGAAGGAACGGGGAGCAAGGCCCUGCGAGAGUGUCUGGGCCCUGGGCUGCCGCAUGCGAGAAUCAGACCACAGCCUCCGCCUGAGCCUUCGUUACGUUUAAAACGGCCUCCCACCUCCCCUCUCCUUCACCGCCAGCCUUGCAGGCCCAUGCCGGGCAGAGACAGUGUCAGAACCGAGUUCACAUUUGCUGUGAACGGUGACUUUGUGGCUUAAACCUUCUGUCCCUGGACAGCUGCACCAGCAACCCUAGAAAAUCGAACCAAUAAAAAUGACUUUCAUUAAAAAAA
Messenger RNA from Lutra lutra (Eurasian river otter), 6797 nucleotides. It is a transcript of the gene PLIN4, whose product is annotated as perilipin 4. The transcript is spliced from 10 exons. The coding region runs from base 148 to 4893 and encodes 1581 amino acids. NCBI's taxonomy places the organism in Eukaryota, Metazoa, Chordata, Mammalia, Carnivora, Mustelidae. Gene Ontology annotation, cellular component: plasma membrane. The record is from RefSeq and is a predicted model, not a curated record.